UUUUCCUUGUUUUCUUUGCUCUCUCGGCCUGCAUCCUUUGCCUGUGCAGCACUGACUGGACGAGCCGGUAUCGUCUAUAUGACUCGUUUCCUCUUGUAAGAUCGCCAUCCGUGACUGUGGCGACCAUGAAAUUGUCGCAGAAAAUCCGACACCGUAUGUCCCACGAAGAUGUUCGUCGUUUAUUCUUGGAUCCUGGCCCCUGCGGCCUGCGGAUUCUGCACAGCAGUAGUUUCCCUGGUAAUCUUCUCAAUGUGUCGAACAAUUAAACCGCCUCGUCACAUAUCGUGUCACUCAGUUCCACGUUAUUGUUUUCGCAGUCGUGACGUCAUCUGCAUUGGUCUCAUUGUCUCCCAAAAAGGCACGGUCCAACUUCUUUGCCUUCGCUCUCUCACCGCGGAGGCGUUCCGUUGCCUCUCUACGCUAGCCUCGCCGAACGGCUAAAAACAACUUCAGACCGUCUAUUGUACCUUCUUUACGCUUACGAACCUUUCUUUCUUUCUUUUCUUUCCUGCAACUUUCACUCACUCCUCGACUAUUCCUGCUGGCACAAGAUUCUCACCACUCAGACGCCCUACGAAGAUAUCCACUGAUCACUUGGAAAUAAUGACGAGCCAUUCCAAUCACGCGCCAAACGAGUUCCGUACAUCUUCACCGACGGACAACAGGUCUUCGUUCCGUUUUCCAUCCAAGUUCAAGGAACAUCUCUCCAUCGAUGUUCCUCAUCCCGACCUCCAACUCGAACACUCCCACUUCUCACCCGACUCACCCCCACCACCUGUACCUCCCCUUCAUCGAGCCUCUUCCUCCACCCACUCCAACCAGCGCAGCACAUACUCGUUCGGCUCUUCGACGAUGUUUUCACCGCGCUCGAAGGCUCAGGAUCUGGAGAAAGCGGAUGACCCUCCGAUAAUGGAAGUUCCUUUGGACGAUCGUUCACGGUUAGCAACUCCUAGUCCCCGGAGGGAGUCAGGCUGGGGGAUAAGGGAUCGGUUCACGAAGUUCUUGUUCGAUGCGAAGUCGUUGAAGAAGGAGCAUUCGGAGCCUGAUUUCGGAAUCGCGAUGCAGGAGACGGUGCAGAUGGAGCAAUGGGCACCUCUGAACAUCGAGAAACGAAACCCUCCCACGUAUGCUCAACAAGAGCAAGACCAACAUCUUCCUAGAUGUACGUGUUGUCCGCACCAUCAUGACCAUCAGAAGAAGCAACAGGAGGGAACGUUGAAGAAGUGGAGACGGAAAUUCCUCAUUUUCCUCGGCCUUUUGUUUCUUCUUUGGGUCUUCGCCAAUCUCGUGGCGUUGGACGCCAAGGUUCUGUCUCCCGGUACUUCUUCGUCUUCAUCAUCUGGCUCGGGUACUACAACGGCGUCUGCGCCCUCAGCAUCGUCAUCCUCGUCUUCGACUCUCUCUGCUGCCGUGCAAGAAUGCAUCACGGAAUACACCGUCAACGCUCCCAAUUCUCCAACUACGUAUCCCUGCUCUACCUGUCUUCCCCUCCUCUCCGCCCUUCCAUCAAGCGUUACGGACGAAAAUCCCGCCGCGCUCGAAGCGACCCAGUUCUGUGCGCUUAGGGCACUCUGGGAGGAUUCGGACUCAACGGGGCAGAGCGGGUUGGAGAAUGGUGGCUGGGUGGAAGAUGUGAAGUUUUGUUCGUGGAGCGGGGUGACCUGUGACGGGUCGUCGAGGGUCUCGUCUCUGGAGUUGACGACGCCUGCGGUCCCCGCGUCGAUACCCGUUGAGUUUGGCAAUCUUACCGCCUUGUCGAGUUUGCAGAUCAUAGGCGACGGCACGAUCCCUGGCGGAUCAAUCCCCAACUCAUUCCUCUCCUUAUCCUCGCUCACGUCCCUCCACCUCGAAUCAACAGCACUGACCGCUCUCCCAAACGAUACGCUUGCUAACUCGAAUCUCACGACGCUCGUUCUCGUCAAGAAUACGCAGAUGGGGUCUUCGUUACCUACGACUCUUGGUGCGAUGCCGUUAACGCAGCUGAUCGUGACUAACGAGACGCUGACGCUGACGGCGGAUCAAGAAACGAACAUUUGCGGAAGGACGCUCUCGACGUGUGAUCUUCAAGGAACAGGGAUCUCCUCUUGCGGCUCCUGUGUCGUCGGAUGAGCGCUUCUCACUCAUCGUGGCCUCUUUCAGUCUGACUGUUUCAUGGUGGAUACGGACUUCUGUCACACACGCGCUGGAUACCAUGUUGGUGGAUUUUAUUUGGUAGCUGGAUGAGCUCAGGACUCUUGUCGUCGUCUUUAUCAUCGCCUUUCACUUUGCUUCAUCUCACGAAAUGACCCACGCCAGAGCUGCCUAGUGUAGCGAUGGCCACGAUUUGUUUCUUUUUGACAUGCGUACUUUAUCCUUACUUACCUACUGUCAUGCAACCUUGGCUCGGUCCAAGCAUUCUCCCACCUUCCAUGCCUGCCCCUCGUCUUUCCAUCGGUCACUUGGUUUCGAGAUGGACCUCCGUGCAUGGACACGUCGCUUUGCCCUUUAUUUUCAUGUUCAUAUACUGUCGCUACUUUACGUCACUUUGCUUUACUCGGAGGUACAUAGAUUCUGUCUGUCUGUUUUUGGUUCGUUGUGGAUUAAUCUGUAGCUAUACUUACGAGCGUGGUUGUAGCCGUCGGUGUUGUGUGGGUGGUAGUGUUCUGCAGUGGCGUUGUGUUGUGGGAUCAAUCGAUUAUUGUUGGUGUCGGUUGGUCCAAAGUUGGCAGUGUUGUGAGACUUGACUCAAUGUUCA
This is a messenger RNA of Stereum hirsutum FP-91666 SS1, 2734 nucleotides long. RefSeq lists its product as uncharacterized. The coding region runs from base 604 to 2109 and encodes 501 amino acids. NCBI's taxonomy places the organism in Eukaryota, Fungi, Basidiomycota, Agaricomycetes, Russulales, Stereaceae. The transcript has 4 exons. The record is from RefSeq and is a predicted model, not a curated record.